Molecule: messenger RNA, 1227 nt
Organism: Daphnia pulicaria
Lineage: Eukaryota; Metazoa; Arthropoda; Branchiopoda; Diplostraca; Daphniidae
Exons: 1
Coding region: 1-1227 (408 amino acids)
Source: RefSeq, a predicted model, not a curated record
AUGAAGACGAGAUCGGCCGAAGCUGACCUGAAUCUGCAGAGCUGGGUCUCCAAUUCAGAAGAAUUUAUGCGAGCCAUGGCAUGCGGGGAGAAAGCUGAACAGAAGACACAUCCGUUAGGCGACAGCGGCGAAGAGAAGGUGCUGGGAGUAUUUUGGGAUACACGCACUGACACGUUAGUCUUCAAGGUUGCCGAGAAGUCUUACACGGAGUUAACCCGGAUGGAGCUGGUUAGCCGAGUUGCUGGAGUGUUCGAUCCGUUGGGCACCGCCUCUCCCAUCAUCGUUAAGGCUAAGAUUCGCCUCCGAGAAUUAGGCAAAAAGGGCCUAAAGUGGACGGACGUCGUCGAAGGAGAGGACCGAAGAUGGUGGGACCAGUGGUUCGAGACUGAUGUCCUCCAGCUGAACGACGUCAAGAUGCCGCGCUGUCUCUUCCCAGAUUCCGCCAACAUCGUCUCAUCUGAAUUACACACUUUCUGCGACGCUUCCGAAGAGGCUUAUGCCGCAGUGGUCUACGUCCGAAGCGUCUAUGGUGACGGAAGAGUUGUCGUCCGGCAAGUAAAGGCGGCAAACAAGUUGGCGCCAAAGAAGACCAUCUCCGUUCCAAGGUUGGAAUUGAACGCCGCUCUGCUGGGAGCACGAGUAGCCCGAGCAGUUCAAGAAGCUCUUCCAGCUCAUGUGAAACGACGACGGUUCUGGACCGACAGUAGCACGGUCCGAAAUUGGAUACGAGCCGCCGCAGCCGAUUAUCAAACAUUCGUCAGCAACCGCGUCGGAGAAAUCCAAACCAUCACAGAAGAAGAAGAAUGGAGGUUCGUGCCAGGGCUGUUGAAUCCGGCGGAUGCGGCCACUCGUUCCACCCUAGACGGCGUCAAUUUUCCUGCCGUGUGGCUGACAGGGCCGGAAUUUCUUAUGCUGACCGAAAAGGACUGGCCGACUGAUCUUCCGUGGCUUUUGGUGAAAGAUGAGUCGAGGACUAGCCGCACCUUGCUUGCUUCCGUGCCGGAAUCGCCGGUCGUUUGGACCGACGUGAAGAUAGCCCCGGACGACAUCGCUGCGCUCUGUAAAAUGGAUGGCCGAUAUUUAGAGUUGGUGAAGAGCUGCCAAACCGAAACAUUCGAAGAGGAGAUCCGUCGCAUCUGGAGGGGCAAGAAUUUGCCGUCUUCAUCGAACAUUCUGGCCCUAGCACCAAUUGUAGAUUCCGGCGGAAUUCUUCGACUUGGUGGUUGA